GACUACACGUCUAGUGAACAUUCAACAUAGCGUCUGGCCAGACGGUGUUAACGAAAGUGGUCAAUCUAGUCACAAUAUUGAAUUGCUGUGAAAUCAUUAUUUAUUUAUAUAGGUUAAUACUAAGUAGUGAAAAUGUUUGAUAAACAUUUAUCUGUGAUAUUUACGAUAUUCAUGUGUUUUUAUGUUAAUCAGUGUCUGGAGAUUGAUAAGUCACGACGAUACAAUCAAAACUCGGAUUUUCUGCUACAUGAAGCUACAGGGUCAUUACAAUAUCAAGGGCAGACACAGACAAACUCAGACAAACGAGAUUAUGUAGCCCCUUCAUUUUCAUCACAAUCUCCAUCCAGUACUUCACAUCAAACUACUGCUAAUACUGCAACAUCGCCAAAAAGAGACUUUGUUAAUCCCACUGGAAAGAGAGAUUACGUAUCGCCAUCUACAUUUUCAACACAAUCACUCGGAACUUCGCAACACACCACAGCAAAACCAUCAAGCACAGCUCCUAGAAGAGACUUCGUUAACCCGAAAUUCACAACUCCAAAGCCUUUAGAUAAUUCUCAACAUCAUCAAAAACGACCUGGACAAGUGCAAGACCUAGUAAACUUUUUUGAUAGUAAAAGCAAUAACGGAGUUGUAACACCAAAGCCACCAUCUUACAGCUCCAUCUUGCAAGGAACAACUAAACAAGGCUCCACUGUAACGGUCUGGGGAGGUACGAAAGUAAAUCAGCCUGUUACAGAUGCUACACCGAAACUGCCUCCAGGACAAACGACCAAAAGUUACAGUUCUAUUUUGUCAGGGUCUAAUGCUCAAAGUACUUUAAAGCCCUCAACGAAACCUUCAUUUUCAAUAUCAAGAGUUACGUCACCAACGCCAAGACCGGUGUCUCCACAAUUGCCAAGUGCAAUUUUAAAUAACAAUAAAAAUAAUAACCAACCCAGUAGUUCCAAUGGUCCAAGUGAUGCCGAACUUCAAUCGUUAAGUGAAGAGCUUUUGAGGAAGGAUACUAAUAAUGCGGCAAAGUAUGUAACUAUUAAUUAUCAAGAAAAAACAACAUCCCAAUCAACAGAAGAUAAGGCGCCACUGCCAUUACUAACAGUUUCACAAGCAGCCUGGAACAUUCCGACAAUUCAAAAAUUUGUACCUCUAUUAGAUAAUUACGAAAGGGAUACUCUUGUUAAUGAAUAUGUUACUCCACAGGAAAGAAACGAAGAAAAUGCUUUUAUGGACGUUAUCAUGUCUACUACCGUCAUACGUCACAUGAUGAACUUCUUGAAGGAAAAAGGAUAUGUUACACCGGAUCCAAGACAGCAGCGUGAUUUUCUAAAGCAGUUGUGGUUUGGAUUGUAUUCAAGAGGUAAAGGAAAAAUAAGCAGUUCAGGAUUUGAACAUAUUUUUGUUUCUGAAUUAAGGAACGGAGAAGUUUUGGGACUGCAUAACUGGAUUUAUUUUGCUAAAGAAGAGGCAGCAAACAGGGUCAACUAUUUGGGAUACCUUAAAUACUUGCCCAUUGGUGACAAAGGAGCUGUAAUGAAACUCCACUUUAACCAGAAUGGUGCUGACAAACCUGUUGAUACUAUGUUCGUUGGAACAUCGCCGGAACUGGAAGUAGCACUGUACACUAUUUGUUUUGUUACUCGUGCUGAUAAUGACUGCAGGCUGAAGCUGGCCAAUAAAGAUGUCCAAAUAAUAUCUCACACAUUCCGCUAUCGUAGCAAAAAUUUAAUUGGUAGUGCUUAUCCUCAAAUCUAAGGC
Molecule: messenger RNA, 1755 nt
Organism: Cydia amplana
Lineage: Eukaryota; Metazoa; Arthropoda; Insecta; Lepidoptera; Tortricidae
Product: endoribonuclease CG2145-like
Exons: 7
Coding region: 133-1752 (539 amino acids)
Molecular function (GO): RNA endonuclease activity
Source: RefSeq, a predicted model, not a curated record